Diachasma alloeum is the source of this 3145-nucleotide messenger RNA. RefSeq names its product protein vav (gene Vav). Lineage: Eukaryota; Metazoa; Arthropoda; Insecta; Hymenoptera; Braconidae. The transcript is spliced from 8 exons. Gene Ontology annotation, cellular component: cytoplasm. Bases 393 to 2828 code for a protein of 811 amino acids. Gene Ontology annotation, molecular function: guanyl-nucleotide exchange factor activity; protein binding. Gene Ontology annotation, biological process: regulation of GTPase activity; cell migration. The record is from RefSeq and is a predicted model, not a curated record.
AGUUGCACUGAGGUCGUCCUCGCCCUCGACACCUCCAACUCCUCCACGAUUCCCGAUAUUAUUCCGAGUGAGAAUAAAAUAUCACAAACUCCAAAAUGGACUCUACCGAACUGAUAAUUCCGCACAUCGAUAAAAUCCCUUUUUACUGACGCGAGUGACGUUUUAUUUAGCAAUAAUAAUCGUAGACAAUUGGAGGGAGAGAUGUUUCGACUGAGACGUGCUCAGAUGAAAGCCCCUUCAACGAGACAUUUCCACGUACAAAAAGAAGGGUUAACACACUGAAUGGACCGUUCAUUUGUCAACUUUGUGUAUCACUAAUCUCGUGUCAAAGGAGUGACAAGAGACAGGGGAGAAUUACCCUCACAGACGCUGUUGAGAGGGAUUUUGAGCUCAUGAGGAGGACAAUGAGUGGUAAAAUAAGUGCAAUGAGUGCUCAGGGCUCAUCGGAAAAUGGAACUGAUCAGGAGUGUGGCUGGCAGGAGUGUGCAAGCUGGUUAACUAGAUGUGGUGCAUUGCGCGCUGAUCACAAGGCUAAUUGGCCAACUGCAACAGCCUUCGAUCUUGCCUACACCCUCAGAGAUGGGGUUUUACUCUGCAAUUUGUUGAAUCUCGUUGAUCCUGGCUGCAUUGACAUCAAGGAUGUCAGCCAAAAGCCACAGCUCGCCCAGUUCUUGUGUCUGAGAAAUAUCAAGUUAUUUCUCUCUGUUUGCUCCUCUACUUUUGGACUCUCUGACUCGGAUCUGUUUGAGGCCUCUGUUCUCUUCGAUCUUUCGAAUUUUCAUCAGGUCCUCUGCACACUCUCUGCAUUAUCUUAUUCGUCCAGGUUCAGGCGCAAGGGGAUCCCGGGAUUUUCCGUUGGCACCGAGAGAUCUCAAGAGGAUGCCUACAAGGACCUCCAGAGCGCCGGAAUCGGACGAGAGAACGAGGGCCGUCGAAGAAGGCUACGCAGGAGAGAUGGGGAAGAGGCAGGUUGUGGAAUGGGAGUGGACAGCGACGAUGCUGUCAACGAGGAGGACGGUUACGGGGUUUUUUGCAGUCAUGCACAGAGUGAGGAAAUCUACCAGGAUUUGUGUAGUCUGCACUUGCCACCUCCCCCAUCUUCUGUGCAGGGUGGGACAAUUUCCGGUGGGGAAAAGCGAGAUUACGUGAUACAGGAGUUGGUGGAGACCGAGAAAAACUACUCCGAGGUAUUGAACAGUCUGAUCCGGCACUUCCAAAGGCCCCUGCUCUCGCUACUACGCUCUGAGGACGCCUCGAGAAUAUUCUUCGGUAUAAAAGACCUCGCUGAGAUCCACGGGGGUGUCCACUGUCAAUUGCGAAAGGCCAGGGAUGGUGCAGCCAUUGCCCAAGUCUUCCUAGACUGGCGGGAAAAAUUUCUCAUCUACGGGGACUACUGUGCCAAUCUGACAUUAGCUCAGAACACACUCCAGGAAGCCUGUGCUAAAAAUGAACUGGUGAAUCAGGAGGUGAUUAAAUGCCAACAGGAAGCCAAUAAUGGCAAGUUUAAACUACGUGACAUUCUCUCGGUUCCGAUGCAGAGGGUUCUCAAGUACCAUCUGCUGCUGGAUAAAUUAGUCGAGGAGACACCCAAGGAGUGGACUGACGAUCUUCGACAACUGGGAAAGGCCAGGGAGGUCAUGGUCGAUGUUGCUCAAUAUAUUAAUGAAGUUAAGAGGGAUUCCGAUACUUUAGAUAUUAUUAGGGAUAUACAGGCCUCUAUUGUCGAUUGGGAGGUCGCUGAGGACACGCAGCUGAAGGAUUUUGGCCGUUUACUUAGGGAUGGAGAAUUAAAAGUAAAAGCACAUGGAGAUCAACGAGUGAAAGCUCGUUACGCCUUCGUCUUCGAGCAAGCAGUCCUCGUGUGCAAGGCUGGAAGAGGUGACCAGUACUGUUACCGCGAGACCCUGAGACUAGACGACUAUCGAGUGGAGGAUUACACCGGGCGGAGGACUCUGGGGAGAGACUCACGAUGGUCUUACCAGUGGCUACUUGUUCACAAACAGGCUUAUACCGCUUACACUUUGUACGCGAGGACUGAGGAGCAGAAGCAGAUGUGGAUAAAGGCUCUCCAGGACGCCAUCGACAACGUCAGUCCAGCUGCUUGUCGUCAGACUAAUCACAAAUUUCGACUGACCACAUUUGAAACUGCGAGGAGCUGCCAGAGGUGUGGGAAGUUCCUCAAGGGCCGAAUUUUCCAGGGCUAUUGUUGCGAGGUUUGUCGACUUGCUGUUCACAAACAAUGCAUUUCCUACGCUGGACGUUGCAUGCCUGUUCCACCACCACCUCCACCACCGCCACCACUUCCCUGUGAGCGUGCACUAUCCGCUAAAUUAUGGUUUGUCGGGGAAUUGGGGAGGGAUCGUGCUGCCCAUAAAUUGGAGGCACGAGAGGAUGGAACUUACAUGCUGAGGGUGCGACCAACAGGACUACCGAGAUUAAAACACGAAACCAAUUAUGCACUCAGUAUCAAGGCUGAUGGCGCAGUAAAACACAUAAGAGUAUUCAAACGUGACGUUGACGGUGCUGACUUGUAUUACUUGAGUGAAUCACGUUUCUUCAAGAGUGUGGUUGAAUUAGUUGAAUAUUACGAGCGUGCGUCACUCUCCGAGAACUUCGAGAAGCUUGAUCAGCGUCUGCUGUGGCCCUUCAGGCGGGUGCUAGCCAAGGCGCUCUUCGAUUUUCGUCCUAUCGAGCGCAAUCAGUUGAAUCUACGGCGAGGAUGUCGAGUCGUUGUUCUCAGCAAAGAAGGGGACGCAAGGGGUUGGUGGAAGGGAAAAAUUGGUGAUCAAGUUGGAUUUUUCCCCAAAGAAUACGUGGAGGAGGAGUAAAAAGCAAUUACCAUCGUCUCUAGUAUAUGAAAAAUUAUUUUUUAAUUUUAAGAACAUCUGGGAUGUACAGGGGGUACAACAACAACUCCUUAAUCAGGAGAGAUUUUAAUUUAAAGCGUUUUAUUGCGGUGUAAAAUUUUUAAUCAACUAAAUUGUUUUAGACGAGAUUCAAGGCCUCUGAGGUGAUUCUGGAGACGUAGUCUCUGGAUUUUUUUUUAUGUUUUUAGAGAUUUUUUAUAUUUUUAAAUGAGUUAUUGAUGAUGUCGUUUUGUUUUUCCUGUACAUCCUCAAUAAUAAAACGUAUAUAAUGUGUCAAA